AUGGGCUCCGCGAGCACAUCUUCUUAUUAUUUCUGUUUGGUGUGGGUUUUUCGUCCUCCACGGAGUCCGCGCACCUGUCCCAUCCCAUUGUACAAAUACCCAGACUGUCCAGAGACGACAACGCUCCUCGUCUUCCCUGUCCAAAAACGCACCAAAAUAAGGUCCUUCCUCCAUUUGUUCCUUGUUUUUCCUGUACCUGAUAUCAUGUCCCUCCUUAUGUUUACACAGUUUUUACAUUGCUUCAGAAUGAGUCAACAUUAAUUUGUUUCUGAUUCAGAAUGGGUACGUUCCGCUUACUGCUCUGCUUGGUUUCCGCUUCAAGAGUCGUCUCUUGGACUGGAGAAGCUAUUCGAAAUCGUGAGUUUGUUAAAGAACCGGAAAUUUUCUCAAAAUAGUUCAUAAAAGCAUAUCAAAUUGAAUAAAGUUCCCCUUUUUUUGAACACCAAGUUAUUGGACUCAUUUUUUUUUCUGAAUCCAAGUUGAAAACGAAACUUUGAGGUUCGAAGACUUAAAUUUCAACGUCUGACAAAAGUCCUUUUUUUUCCUUACUUCCCUCGUUCAAAGAUCAGCCCUUUGUGCUAAUAAAUGAAUGCUGAAAUCUACGAUUUCAUUCGAAACAUUUUUUUCAUUGCACGAACUAAAAAAAUUUUUUUUAUGAUAACAUACGAUACCGUCAGAAGAGAUACGAAAAAACAACAUUUCGGUCCUAACUUUCUUGUAAGGAAUUCAAUUUUUCUGAAACUUUCUGGAAUUGUGAUGACAUCCAUUUCUAACUCUCUGAUGAUGUUUCAGUUUACAAGAAAAACGCAGCUUCAGAAAUUUUCAAGAAAUUGAAUCCCUUACGAGAAAUUUGUGACUGAAAUCGCCUUUUUUCGAAUCUGUAACGGUACUGUAUCUCGAAAUCUUUUUCAAAAACACAUGGAAAUUCUCCUCUACAAAAAUAUUUGCGGUGCAGCAGUGGUCAGUUCUGUUUGAGGUGUGACCAGCGCUGCCUCGUGUUCUUUCCCGCCUCGAGUGUUAUUCCUCUUGACACCAACUUUUUUCAGACCCUACGGAUAUUGUGGACAACCAAGCCUUCAUUGUGGCUCGUUCUCCGCCGAAAAACGAUUACAUUCGUCCCUGUUACUUCACUAACUGGGCUCAGUACAGGUUAGCAUAAAAAAUCCAAAAACUUCAUUUUUUAAACUUUUAGAAAUGGAAGAGCAAAGUUUUUACCUGAGAAUUACGUCACAGGCCUGUGCACUCACAUUCUUUUUGCGUUCGGUUGGAUGAACGAAGACUUCACAGUUAGGUAUCAAAUUGAAAAAAAUUAUACAUCAUAAAAUGAUUGAAGAGCUUAUGAUCCUGCCGACCUACCGAACGAUUGGGCGGGAGAGGGAAUGUACAAAAGAAUCAACAAACUGAAAAACACUGAUCCCAAUCUCAAGACGCUUCUGUCGAUUGGUGGUUGGAGUUUUGGAACUCGUCUUUUCCAGGUAAUGAUUUCAAAAAAAAGUCAUCAAUCUCAGGUUUUUUCUUCAUUUCUAGUUGAAGUAUUGAUAAUCUCAUACAUUUAAUCAUUUUAGUCAAUGGCGAGCACAUCAGCAGGACGGAAGACUUUCAUCGACUCUGCCGCUAAAUUCUCGAGAACUUGGGGUUUCGAUGGUAUCGAUAUCGAUUGGGAAUAUCCAACAGGCGCUCAGGACACCGCCAACUAUGCAAGUCUCAUACAAGUGAGUUUGAAAGCAAGAAAAUCUUCUCAGAAAGAAAAAUCACCUAGGAAAUGAGAAGCGCUUUCGAAGCUGAAGCGAAAAUCAACAAUAAACCAAGGCUUCUUCUGUCCGCUGCCGUUUCAGCCGGACAAGCAACUAUUGACUCCGGUUAUGAUGUACCAUCUCUCGCAAAGUGAAGACAUGCCCAAGUUAUUCAAAAACAGUGCUUUACAGGAACUUUGAUUUUAUCCUAGUGAUGAGUUACGAUUUCUUCGGCGCGUGGAGCACUUACGUUGGCCACAAUUCUCCUUUGUAUGCUUGGAGUGGCCUUCCUGAUUCUGAAAUCGUCUGGAAUGUGGUUAGUUUACCGCUGAUACUUUUCUCGAAUCUUGAACACGGUUUUCAGGAUUGGGCAGCCAAACACUGGGCUGAUAAAGGAAUGCCAAAAGAAAAAAUCAUUGUUGGAAUCCCGACUUAUGGAAGAGGUUAGCUAUUAUGAGAAACUGAUUGAAAAUCUUUUCAGGCUGGACUCUGACGAACACGAGCAACACUAUGCCCGGAACACAAGGAUCACCUGCCAAAAUUACGCAAUUUGUUCAGGAAGCUGGUGUUGGAGCGUACUUUGAGGUCAUUCUGAAAAACACGAAAUUUAUUGAAAAGACGUUUUCAGUUCUGCGAAAUGCUUGCAUCUGGAGCUGUCCGACAUUGGGAUUCCGAGGCGCAGGUGCCUUAUCUCGUCCAAGGAGAUCAGUGGUGGUCCUACGAUGAUGUCGAAUCAAUCACUAAUAAGGUGAUUCUACAUAUUUAAAGAAUAAACGCAUAUAACUGCGGCUUUUUCAGAUGAAUUGGCUGAAGAGAGAACAAUUUGGUGGAGCUUUCGUUUGGACAUUGGACUUUGAUGAUUUCAAUGCCGAGUGCAGCAAUUCCGACGGGCAGCUUUAUCCUCUCAUUAGUGUCAUUGCCAAAGAGCUGGGAGGCAUCACUAUUCCAAAGGUACAGGGCGAUCAAUGGGUGAAAAAGGCAUUUAAUAAAAAGUGUGGUAACAGAAAAAUGAUGAUCAUUUUUUUUCCUGAGGCAGAUAAAAUCAUUUUUCAAGUCCGCAACGGACUCUUCAAUUUAUGCUUUUUUCUUGAUUUUCUGAUAAUUUUACCGAUCUUAUCUGCAUUUUCUUUUCAUUGAAAUAGAAAAAAUUUUAGCUGUUUUUUGCUACGAAAAAUCCCUCUAUUUCCUCAAAAUUCAAGAAAACGUCUUCAUCUGCCACCGGUUCGAUCACUACCACGACUCCGAUGGCGCCAGCCACCACCGGCAGAGGCUCCAUGACUUCUACGACGGUACCAACGACGACUACAAAGGCCACCACAACCACAACUUCUGCACCUAACUCUCUCUGCUCAGGCCUUUUGGACGGAUUCAAUCCUCUAAAAGGCUCUUGCAGUGACUUCCUGCUGUGUUUGAGCGGUAUGCUGCACAAAAAUAGUCGCGUUUGAUUUUCCCUGUUCAGGAAAGGCUUACACCUUAAGCUGUCCGUCAAAUUUGUAUUUCUCGGCGGCCAAGAAGUACUGCGUCCUACCGGCGAAUUCCGGUUGCGUUUUGAGCACAACUGCCGCUCCAAAAACAACGACCAGAGCAACGACCACUACCAAAGCAGCGACGAGUUCGUUUUUUUCAUGCUUUUUCGAAGAUUUAAUACCAAAAAAAAAUCCAUUUUUUUCUAAGUUUCUGCCUUAUUUUAAGAAUUGAUUGGAUCCUUUGAAGUUAUCUAAACGUUGUUUAGAGUUCACAUGCACCAAGGACGGAUUUUUCGGGGACGUGAAUGAUUGCAACAAAUUCAUCCGCUGCGUCAACGGAGUCGCUUUCAAUUUUGACUGCCCGAAAGGUGAUACUUCAAUAAACAAAAAAGAGACCAUAUUUUUUCCAGGUUUGACGUUCAACAGUCAGGAGGGAAUGUGCGACAAUCCCGACCCUUCGAAAUGCGCAAAAUGA
Molecule: messenger RNA, 3674 nt
Organism: Caenorhabditis auriculariae
Lineage: Eukaryota; Metazoa; Nematoda; Chromadorea; Rhabditida; Rhabditidae
Source: the annotation of a GenBank genome assembly